UUCGUAAUGAGAAAAUGGACAGAAAAAAAGGCCCCAAAAAAAGGGAAAGAAAAAGAAAAACCCAAAAAAAAAAAACACACAAAUGAAAAGAAAAGAGAAGGGGUAAGCUGCGCGCAGUAAUAGCAGGCAUAACAGAGGAAGUGGACACCAUUCGAAAUCCAAAGGAACCGAGUAUUAGAGGAAUUGGAGGAGGGAGGAUGGGUCAUGGUGUACACAGUACCAGAGGAACCACUUUACCAUUUUCUUGUUAUUCUUGUUCAGCUCGGUUCUCCUCGUCGGUUUCUCUGACUCAGCGGCAGCGUCCUCCGAGUCUUGGCCCGAGUUAUGUGAGGUACGCGGUGCUUGGUGCUGGCUUCGCCGGCCUCUCAGUUGCGUGGCACUUGUUAAAGCAGAGUCCCAAAGACUCGCGUAUACGCAUUGACAUUUACGAUGAAGUUGGAAUCGGAGGAGGUGCAUCGGGCGUUUCAGGAGGCCUUCUUCACCCUUAUUCCCCUAAAGCCAAGCUUCUAUGGCGUGCUGCCGACUGCUGGAAUGAAUCUUUAAACCUUUUGAGCGUUGCCGAAGCAGCAGCAGCUUCUGCUGCUCAAAAUCCUAAUGAAGACGACCUAUUGCCAAUUGUUAGAAGAAGGGGCAUCUUGAGACCAGCCCUGAGCAUGAAGAACUUGAUGUUGUUGAAAGAUAAUGCCCAGGAUUGCCUUGCCAGUUGCAGAAUACAAACCAUUGACAACGAUGCUGCCCAAAAUCUUCUACCCAGUAUAUGCGUACCUCUCAACACCUCAUUUUAUAUGCCUGAAGCUGUUAAUAUUCAUCCUCAACGCUAUUUACAGGCACUCUUCUUAGCAUGUCAAAAUUUGGCGAAGGAACUAUUUUCUGAUGGCUUCGGAGUAAAAGAAUUACAUUUGCACAAGAGUUCUGUCCACAAACUCCUAGACCUAGAAGGGGAAUACCAGGCAGUAAUAGUAUGUCUAGGUGCGAAAGCAGACUUGCUUCCUGAGCUUUGUGGGAGGCUUCCUUUGAGGACAUGCAGAGGUGUCGUUGCACAUCUUCAGCUUCCUGAUCAUUUAGGAGAGGAGUAUCCAAGUCUUGGCCCCUCGAUAUUGUCAGAUGCUUGGCUUGCUGUGCAAGGUCCUCGAAAUUUAUAUAUGGGCUCAACAUGGGAAUGGAAAUCAAGAAACUCGUCACCAAAUGUAUGUGCAGAUGAAGCCACGGAAGCCCUUAACGAGCUUCUGCCAAAGGCAUGUGCCAUUUUUCCUGCUCUAAAGGAUUGGAGCUUUGCUGGAGCCAGGGCUGGCCUGAGGGCAAUGCCACCACUCACUCCUCAUGGCUCACUUCCCCUUUUGGGUUGUGUCAAUGACAUUGUAGGCAAAAACCGAACCUCCAACUACUGGUUAUUUGGAGGGCUUGGUUCAAGGGGAUUGUUGUACCAUGGUUGGCUUGGGAAGUUGAUGGCACAAGCUGUGCUUUCAUGUAGUGAAGAAUUAAUCCCAGAUGAAUUAACCUCCUGGAAGAAAAGAAGACAAUAAUUAAUACAUAACUCUUUGUUCAUUUAUGUUAGCUUUUUGAGUUAAGGUUCCGGCUUUUUAUCAAUGCUGAACCUUUUCCUAACAAAGGGAAUGCCCUCCUCCUACAAGAAAAAUAAAAAAAGC
Messenger RNA from Prunus mume (Japanese apricot), 1646 nucleotides. Its product is annotated as FAD-dependent oxidoreductase family protein. NCBI's taxonomy places the organism in Eukaryota, Viridiplantae, Streptophyta, Magnoliopsida, Rosales, Rosaceae. Gene Ontology annotation, cellular component: cytoplasm. The record is from RefSeq and is a predicted model, not a curated record.